AACGCUUUUGUGGAGCCUCGGGAUUGGGGAAGGAAGGGUGUUUGGUUUUUUUUCAUGGAGGAAUGCCCAGGAGUGCCUCUGGAUGGCGUCAUCGACACCAUGUCCCCUACCGAGCUCGACCAUAUCGCCGAUCAACUCAGCGUCAUUCUCAACGAGAUGCGGUCAUUUAAGAGCACGGUGCUUGGAUCUCUGUCCGGCGGACCGUACAACAACCGUUUCAUGCCUUACCCCUGGAACCCUUCUCGCCCAUUUUCAAGCGUUGAGGAGUACCUUCAACACAAUCGCGGCAUGUUCCUUGAAUUCUGCGGGUUGGAAUACGUGAACGACUUGUUCAGCUGCUUUCCGACCGACUCCUCGGUCUACCUCACCCACGGCGACCUCUUACCUCGUAACAUUCUCGUCUGUGGAUCUACGAUUACCGCCAUUAUCGAUUGGGAGACGGCCGGCUUUUAUCCUGAGUUCUGGGAAUAUUGCCGCAUGCAUUACCCGGGGCUCAUGACACCGGGCUGGGCGCACGUCCUUCAUCGCAUAUUUCCCGAACCCCGUCGGGAGAAGCAGAUCGAAGCAGUUGCUCGGAUUAUUAAUGACCUCCAUUACAACAGUUGCUUUUGAGUGUGACCACCUUCGUGAGUUCGAGUCAAUCUGGUCUCUUCUUGGUUAUUCAAUUAUUCAUGUACUUCACGGCUUCUAAUUAGAGAUGGAUCGUUCGCCGGACUGUCGUCAUUACCCUAUUGCCUGUCGUGUAUUAUUCAGGAAUAUCAUGCACUUUCCGUGCUAGCGGAUAGAAUGGCGCGGAUCCUACCUCUCUUUAUGGCGGUCAAGUUCGCUGACCGGACUGGGACGUCGCAACGCACGUAGUUCAUCUCGACCCUGUGACGCUGACAUAUCUCAACAUCCUUCAACCUGCUCACUUCGUGUUCUAGCCGACGACGUUGUUCUCAGGAAUUUCCUUGGCCAACUACCGCAACGUGUCGAAAUGCGUGGUCAUGGCACUGCGUGUAUCUUGUUGAGAGAAUAUCUCGCAAGGGGCUCGCUGAAAGACUUUGUCUACCUACCUACUUUGCGACUCACACGCCGAUGCUGCUCCA
Molecule: messenger RNA, 1088 nt
Organism: Laetiporus sulphureus 93-53
Lineage: Eukaryota; Fungi; Basidiomycota; Agaricomycetes; Polyporales; Laetiporaceae
Exons: 1
Coding region: 100-612 (170 amino acids)
Source: RefSeq, a predicted model, not a curated record